AAAAGGCACACGAAAGUGAACGCGUUUUUCCUUUUCAAAUCAGUUUGGAUCGAAGACCGCAAAAAGAAGUUGAAGAUGCUGCCUUACGUACUGAAAUUUUUACCGCUCUCAGAGAAAACGGAUCUUCGCAUAGUACGUGAUUGUACGUAAAGCUUAACGUAGAAUUUACGUAAAAGCUUAACCCUAAUACUACCCUCCGAAGAUCCCCGAGCAGCGGCGCUAGAAAUUCUUUUGCAUAGUUCCAUUUUGAAAUUCCUUCUUUUUUGAAAUGCUAUGGUCAUGCCGCGAUUUUUUCACCUUGAUAAUGACAUGCACGAAGCAAUAGAAGCGUGAGGCCGUUGAUCCGUCCUCCAGAAUACGAACCGGAUCUUCAAACCGACACCUUUUCCAUAGUACCCAUCCAUCGAAACCAAUAAUUUUCUGCCCAACUAAUCCUACUACAAUAAUUGACGACUCGAAAAAUUAUGUUAUAGUGGCCAAACUAUCCCUUCCAAAAAAAUUGUUUCUUUACAAAAAACAGGAGACCAUCGUGGUAAUUUCAAUUUUUUGAUUAAGAUUACUAGGUCUACUACUUUUUAGGACGGGCUGAAUCGGCUUCAUGAAUUCUUCGAGGUAAUUUUCAAUUAAGCUUGGAAGGGAAUUUGCGAGAACUUUUGUUGGACUCCAGCUUUCUUCCUAUAUUGAUUCUUAUCCCGACUGAGUUCUAGUCGUUCUUCUACUUUUUUCGAUCUGCUAUCCAUAAUCUGUUCCUGUUGUACCGCAGUCAUCAGCUAGGGUCACGACAAUUUGUUCUAAUUGUGUCGUGUUUUACGAGAUUGUAGUUUCACCUCUCUUCAGAAGUUCUAUAUCCAGUUUUGCUUCAAAAAAAAUUGUACGAUAUUGUCCUUGCAGUAGAGUAAAGGAAAAAGCAUCUACUUCCCGGAAACAAUUUCUUAGUAGACAAAACGAAUCUAGGCCGGUGCAAUAAAAUUUCGAGAUUCUUCCUCGAAAAACUGUGUACAACUACCGCCCUGUUUUGUCAACACCAUUAAAUACUUCUACAACUAGGUAGCAGUAAGAGAAGAACACAGUAACACAGUGUUUUUAUAGCGUUUUGUUUCUUCGGACUCUUGCUGUGCACUAGAAAAUAAUCCUUCUACUCGCUACUGCACCUUCUACGUAUAUCAGAGACUAAAGCUCUAAACUCACCAAAUCAGAAAUGUCGGGGAACCAAGGCUUCCACAAGCCGGGCGGCAAGGGCUACGUGCUAUGCAGUGCAAAAGUAUCGUACUCGUAUAAAUGCAUUACAAAUUUCCUCAGCAUGAGAAAUAAGAUUUGUAAUGCUGAUUUAUCUUAGGGAAAAGAUUUGUAAUGCAUGAUCGCAAUACGAGCACGAUACUUUUGCAAUUCAUACGCGCCGCCGCAGUGCAACUACCGCACACAGAGCUCCUUCAUAUCAAGUGUAAAAAUGUCUGGGUCUGGAAGAAUGGAAGGUCUGUCAUGCUCUGCCAGCAUGACCCCAAAGUCUGUCAUGCACGUUACCCAAGAGCCCCGUUUUUUUGUCAUGCAGAAACGCAGUUUGUCAUGCAGAAUAGGCAACACUUCGAAGCUCAGAAACUUGUCAUGCUGAGCCAGCACUUGUGGCCGCCUCAUGAUACGCCAACCAGCAUCACAAGUUUCCAGACCCAGACAUUUUUACAUUUGAUACUUGACACUCGAGAACAAGUUCCGGGACAUCUUCCAACGACUGGAGCCCUGGCGCACCAGUAUCCUGAGUAAAAACGUCCCCAAACCAGAGUCAAGAUGGGAAAUCUGCUAGACAAACCAACCAGCUCUGGUUGUUUCGCAUGACAAGUUUAUUGUCCUCGUAGUGUAUUCCUGUUAUUAGGUAGGUCAGCAGCGUCACAGAUCUAGCGCAUGAUGCUGAUUAUAGCAUCACAAAUUUCAAAACACGACUAGAAAAUGCCUCUCAUGGGGCUCCGCAUGAAAAGCAUUUUUACCAUGCAGAUUUGCAUGACAACUCUGGGGUGGGGACGUUUUUACAUAGGAUAACCAGGAAAGGCGCGGGGGGCCGGGUCGCGGUGUAUGGCGGGUCGCAUCUCUACGUCGGAGCGCCGUAUUUUGCGGCGCAGGCCGCCAAGCUCAUGGGGAUCGAUUUGGUGUUCGUCAAAGCAGGUAUCAAAAUGUGAUGAAUAACAGGAGCAGAAUGUCUGCGGUUUUGUAGGUUUGUUUCUGAUAAGAAGUACCUUGCAUAUAUAAUGGUAUUAUUCCAAAUAAUUUGCAGCAACAUUUUGCAAAGUUUGGAAACAGUAAUUCUACGUCGUCAUAGACCACGACUGUGCAUCAUAACAAGCUCCAUCCUCCUGGUGUUCCAAGUAUUCUUGUAAAACCUACAAAAAAACCACAAAAAUCUCCCCAAUUUUUCCACUCCAUUGCAGGCCACGCUUCGGUUGCGAAGGGGAUCAAGGCAAAAUCGUGCGACAUCAUGUGUGCGGAAUACGACGACCCGAACGACUACAAAGCCUUCACCACCGAGGACCGUGAAAUUCUCGCCAAGUGCGACUGUCUGAUCAUCGGCCCGGGGUUGGGACGCGGCGAGGAGGUGAAGAAGAUGUUGCGGGAGCUACUCGCGGACGAAACCAUCUGGCCGCCGACGAAGCCGCUCGUGAUCGACGCCGACGGCCUCUACGCCAUGACCGCCCCCGACGCGUCGUUGCCCCCACCACCCUCCGCCCGGGGCGGGAAGCCGGCCGACAAGUGGAGCGCGGACAAGGAAACCAUGGACCUGUUCUGGAACUUGUUGGAGUCUCGGAAGAUUAUGCAUUGCAAAAGUAUCGUACUCGUGUUAUUGCGAUCAUGCAUUACAAAUUUUUUUCUCAAGGUAAAUCAGCAUUGCAAAUUUUAUUUCUCAUGCUGGGGAAAUGCGAUUUCUACUAGUACGACAUACUUUGGCAAUGCAUAAAGAUUUUGCAACAGCAAAACGGGGAAGAGGAUCUUCCCGAUGGGACGAAGAAGGCCGUGGAGCAGAUGACGACCUUUUCCAACCACGCCGCGCCUACGAUUUUAACCCCGAACUUGGGCGUAUGGAAGUGUCAGAAUCGAAAUUGACAAAAUCAAAACGAUUUGUCAUGCAUAAAAUGGAUUCCAGUUCGAACUCAGUUUCUAAGUGGCGCAUGACAAACUCUGGUGGUGUGCAAAUCCAGUUUGUAAUGCUGUUUAGGCAAAGAAGGCUGAUUCUCUCAUGCUGCUUUAGCAGCGCGAGCUAUAACCCCAAACAGGCUUAGAAUCGGCCUCACUUGCCUGCUCUGCAACACACGUAUUUCGCGUCGUGCAUUUGAUGCAUGACAAAUUUUUCGAUUUUGUCAAUUUCGAUCCUGACAGUUCCAUAGGGCGAGUUGAAGUACGUCACGGAGGCGUUGGACAAACACGUGUUGUGGUUCAACGAGAAGCAUACGGACCACAUAUGGAAUGCAAAUAUGCCUGGGUCUGGGAGAUUGCGAGAUUUGUCAUGCUUGUCUGGCAUGAGUCUUAAAUCUGUGAUGCAUGAGCAGGAAAAUGGCCUCUUGCCUGUCAUGCAAAUAAAACGGAGUUUGUCAUGCGAAAAACGAAACACACAGAAGCGGCAAAACUUGUCAUGCUGGGCUGUAUAUUGUAGCGCGCCCACAAUUCGUAGAUUUGCAUCACAAGUUUAUUCCAGACCCAGACAUAUUUGCAAUCCAUAUCACACCUUCUACGGCAACUAUCCGAACGUCGACGAGUUGUGGCCGGUUUUGAAGCAAGUCCACCACGACCACGCUAUCCUAUGUAAAAACGUCCCCACCCCAUAGUCAAGAUGGGAAAUCGGCUAGACAAAUCCAAAAGUUUUGGCUGUUUCGCAUGACAGAUUUCAAGAACUCGUGGUGUAGUGCUGUUUGAGCUGGUUCAGCAGCAUCACAGAUCUAGUAUGUCGCGCUGAUUGGAGCAUGACAAAUCGCAAAACACGACUACAAAAUGCUUCUCAUGGGGCUCCGCAUGAGAAACAUUUUCAGCGUGCAGGUCUGCAUCACAACUAUGUGGUGGGGACGUUUUUAAAUACGAUACACGCGUCCGGGCAGUUGGCCGUGCAGCACUUUGUUCGGGAGCCGACCUUUGGCGUCACGUUCAACGAGGCCAAACCCGUGCAGCGCAUGCAGCACACGUUUACGGAAGAACCGAAGACCGCGGCCCAGGAAGCCGCGGCCCACGCAGCGUCGGCCCAGGCGAAGGCAGCAACCCAGCAGGCGGCGGCAGCGCAAGCACAGAAAUUGAAGGAGCAGAGGUACACAAAUAGCAGGAGCGUCAUGCAUAAUCAGAUAUCAAGUGAUAAUAUUUAUUAUCCUGUAUGCAUUGUUUUGUUUGUAGCUGAAUAAAAAUACUUAUUUUGUAAUGCCAUGAUAUGCAUAAAUUAUUUCGGCACUAAUGACGUGAAUAUGAGACAGCACCAGCUGGUAUUUGUCAUGCGAAGUGGCACCGCCUCCACCACCCAAAAUAGUAUCUUCCAAGAAAUAUUUUUCUCGCUAACAGUGCUGCCAACGGCGGCGGCGAUGGGAAAAUCACGAAGUCUGGCUCCUUCGACAUCCCGCCGGAGCAGCUCGGCAAGGAGCACAUCAACCCGGAGCUCCAACCCGAUAAUGUCAUCGAGCAGCAGUACAAACACAAGCCCAAGAACUUCACCGGUGCCGUCGGGAACGGGUACGGUGGCGUCGAACACCCGUCGACCGCGACCACAGAUAACGCCGGGCAGGACGCCGCUGACAACCAAGUCGCACUGGAAAUGGAGGCGAAACAACUGAACUCUGUUGUGGUGGAGAAGCAGCUGCACCACCAACCCGAGUCCGCGGUGAAGAUUGAGGUGAACCCGUUUCAGGCCGAGGGCAAGGGGGAGAAAAAGAAGAAGGUCGCGCACACCAUCAAGGAGCUGAUGCAGGCGGAGGAGGAGGCGCAAAACGGCCCGGCGACCAAGAAGCAGAAGAAGAACCAGAAAGGUGGUGGCAAGAACAAUAAUGGGCAACAACAAACGAUCGGACAGCAGUUGGGUAUGCAGAAUGCACCAGCUCCCCAACAGCAACCAGGACAGCAGCAGGGGCACACCAUCCAGCAGUUACAACAAAUGAUGAACCCAAACUACAACUACCAGGUGGACCCCAACGUGCCGCAGGUUGCGUGGAACAACCCGACUAAAAUGGCCGACAUGCUGAAGAUGCAGGAGUACAGGAUGCGAAUGGACCCGUCUUCUUUGAUAUGCAUUGCAAAAGUUUCUUACUCGUACUAAAACUAAUUGCAGCUAUGCAUCACAAAUCUAGGUUGUUAAGGUAAAUCCGCAUUACAAAUUUGAGUUGUAAUGCUGAGCGAAAUUGUAUUGCAAUUUGUACUAGUACGACACUUUUGCAGGGCAUAUUUGAUCUCGUUUGACAGCAAGUACACCACCAACAGCUACCAGAACCCGUUGCGGCUGUCCCUGCACAUCGUCGCGAAGGGGAAAAACGACACCAUUGUUACCCCCGUUGCCUACACCUGCGAGGAGGGCGUGGAUUACGACGAGUGGACGGUGACCAACGCGUGUGUCUUCCACUCCGUGUCGAACUCCAUCGGGUCUUCCCCAAUCCGCGCGGGCGGGCUGGGGGACGUUUUGUCCGGCGUGAUUGGUGCCUUGUUCGCGUGGCACCAGAUCUGCCUGCGGAGCGGGGACCCGCGGAAACAGAUGAACGCCCCGUUCCCGGAGGAAAUCCUGAUCCUGGCUUCCUACAUCGUGCGCAAGGCCAGUCAACGGGCCUUCUUGAAGAAGUGUCAGCAGCGCAACUACCGCACCUUCUCUGCGGAGGAUGUGUUGGCGGAAAUCGCGUUCGUCUGCGAUAACAUCUACUCCUGGUUCGCCCCCGGCGGACACGGCGGAAACCCGGGUGGUGCACCCCACGGACCGCACCAGGGCGGAAAAUAG
Molecule: messenger RNA, 5935 nt
Organism: Amoebophrya sp. A120
Lineage: Eukaryota; Dinophyceae; Syndiniales; Amoebophryaceae
Source: the annotation of a GenBank genome assembly